UCUGUCCCUCGCUCUGCGUCCCUGUCAGUUCCAGCAAUGUUGCCUAGUUUUCUGGUUGCGUGGAAACUAAAAGGCUGCACUGAGCGAGUCCUGAACUGUAGGAGCAUUUUCCAGUGGCGCUUCGUGGUUGCCAGUGCGGCUCUCAGCACAAGUUUAACGAGCUGCAAGAGGACCUGAUGGAAGCGGACCAAAACUGACCGCACCGCCUUUUCGGGAGCGCUCUGAUGUGCUGGAGCUUUUUGUUGGGCACUUGCUGAGAAACACACCAUGAAAGGGAGAGGAAAAGUGGCAAAGACGCUCAACAGCUACUGGGGAGGUUGAUGCGGACUUCACCUCCUGCGCCCAGGUGGUCGUUCCUGGAGCAUGCCCGUACCCCACGAUGUCCCUACUUGCAGACUGGCUACUGCGCCACUCAGUGGUCAUGUGUUUGCUGCUGCACAGCCUGGUACUAAUGACCUUCUGCUUCCACCAUGCUGCCACCAGUUGCUCCAAGAGCUGCUACUGCUCUGAGAGCGAUAGCGGCGGCAAGACGGUGCGCUGCAGCAAUCUGCAGCUCACUGAGAUCCCCCAGGAUAUCCCUAAUGACACACAGCGCGUCUACCUGGACUUCAACCUUUUCACUACAGUCCCAACGAAUGCUUUUGUUGGUUUGCCCCACCUGGUUGAACUGGAUCUAUCACAUAAUGAUUUAAGCCAGUUAGAACCAGGUGCAUUCAGAGGACUGGGAUCCUCACUACAGUUCCUAGAUCUUUCUUCUAACAAGUUAGUAAAUUUUAAUCCUGACGCUUUCGAGGGCCUGCGGGCUCGCGCCAACCUAACAAACAAUCCAUGGCAUUGUGACUGCAACUUGCAGAUGGCUAUGCCCCGUGUGGACCUGGAGCCUGCGUCGCUAACAGGCAUUGUGUGCCAGACUUCAGAUCCUGAGGAAAUAGGAGUUCAAGGACUUGCCUUCCUGUUAGCACCAGACAUAGACCUAUGCGUGGUGAUGAAGAGAACUACAGAUGUGGCCAUGCUGGUCGUCAUGUUCGGCUGGUUCACUAUGGUCAUCUCCUACCUGGUUUACUAUGUCAGGGCUAAUCAGGAGGACGCUCGCAGACACCUGGAGUAUCUCAAGUCAUUGCCCAGCAGGCAGGGCAAGUCAGAGGAGACUUCCACCAUUAGCACUGUAGUAUAGGGGUGAUGGAACUACACAUGGGAUCUGAAGUAGUAACCCACAUCAAACAGGAUGGAGCUACAUCCUUCAGCUACAAGGUCAUCAUCAGUCUCAGAUGGUUUUUCCCAGCUGUUGUCACAGAGUCAUGGUGGGCAACAAGACAUGUGCCUGCACAAGAAAACCAGGCCGACGCAGCCUAACCCACAUGAAUAAUUCAUAUUCCAGCGGCCCAUUAAGAGUUAUUGUUGGCUGAGUUGAUGGUCUAGUCUGCACUCCAAGGAUGUAAAAGUAGUGGCAUCUUUUUGGCGAACUCCAAAUAUGGGAUACAAAUGGGAUUUAUCCAGUGGUGCAUACACUUUUAUGCACCUCGCUCACACGCAGACGAUUCAGAAGGCAACGUCAAAUAGCAGUAUGAACAAUGGGAAAUGGCAACAUAGAAUGAAGGACUCCAUGUACUGUUUUCCAUUAAAACCAUUAUGGUAUU
Molecule: messenger RNA, 1637 nt
Organism: Micropterus dolomieu (smallmouth bass)
Lineage: Eukaryota; Metazoa; Chordata; Actinopteri; Centrarchiformes; Centrarchidae
Gene: lrrc3ca
Product: leucine rich repeat containing 3Ca
Exons: 2
Coding region: 380-1174 (264 amino acids)
Molecular function (GO): protein binding
Source: RefSeq, a predicted model, not a curated record